Messenger RNA from Myxocyprinus asiaticus (Chinese sucker), 894 nucleotides. Its product is annotated as probable E3 SUMO-protein ligase RNF212. Gene Ontology annotation, molecular function: SUMO transferase activity. Lineage: Eukaryota; Metazoa; Chordata; Actinopteri; Cypriniformes; Catostomidae. Gene Ontology annotation, cellular component: synaptonemal complex. The transcript has 12 exons. Gene Ontology annotation, biological process: protein sumoylation; homologous chromosome pairing at meiosis; reciprocal meiotic recombination. The record is from RefSeq and is a predicted model, not a curated record.
AUGUCUUACUGGAUCUGCUGUAACUCCUGCUUCAUGUCUCCUGGAACUGACCGUCAGCUGGCGGUCACAAACUGCGGUCAUGUCAUCUGUAAUGUUUGCUUUCAGAAAGGACAACAAGGAGUGUGUCUUAUUUGCCAAGCAAAGUGUCAGAUCUGCCCACUAUCUGAUAAAAGCAGGUCAGAGGUUCAGGCACUUUUUUCAGAUAUCAACGUAGUUGCAGUCAAAUACUCUUCAGAGAUAAGCAAAGUCUCACAAUUCCAGGCAAGACACCAGAAAAGAUUAAUGGCCCACAAUCAGCAGAAGAUGGAGAGAAUGAAGGAGGCUGGACUGAAAAUGCAGCAAGAGAUGCAGAAGAUGUCCAAAAAAAUUGCAGAACAGAAUGCCUACAUUUCAAAGUUAGAGAUGACUCUUCAACAACAAAGUUCUCAACUGACACCACAGUUUAACCGAGAUUUACAUCCAGCAAAUCACUUGAGACGAGUGCCGUCUUCGAGAAAAAUUCUGUAUUCGUCUCCACUUUCAAUGUCACAAAAGAUAUCCACGACUAGCUUAGCUGAAGGCAUAGAAGUUGACACCAGGGGGCUCUCUCACAAACCACUUUUCCCUGCAUUUACUAAACUAAAUCUCUCUUUCUCCAUCUAGCAAGAUGUAUUGAGUAGAUGGCCACAGCAGAAUGGCCGCAUAGGUACCGAUCCUCACAGAGUAUCAAGUCAGAGCACUGUGGGUAGCCAUUCAGUGCCAUUCAGUACCACUGUCAGUGGUCUACGGGACCCUGUGAUGAGUCCAUCCCACCAUGUUGCCUACCGCAGGGAAUCGGCAUGGGAAACGCCUGUGUUCAAACUGCCCUCGGCCUACAAGUACCCCUCCGUGUCCUCCCUGGGACCCCCGCCAUGA